Molecule: messenger RNA, 1014 nt
Organism: Acanthosepion pharaonis
Lineage: Eukaryota; Metazoa; Mollusca; Cephalopoda; Sepiida; Sepiidae
Source: the annotation of a GenBank genome assembly
AUGAUAUUCGCUGCUCUUAAUGUGAAUGCUGUUAAGCAUUGGCACAUUUCUUCUCUUCAGGCAAAAAAGUGUUUACUACAGAACGUUAUUUUCUUAAUUUUUCUCCAUUCAUAUCUUUCUAUCUAUUCCUCUCCAUUCCAAUUUGCUCCCUCCCUCCCCCCUCUGUCUCUCUCUCUCUCUCUCUCUCUCUAUCUUCACUUUUCUAUCUUUCUGGCCUUUUUUUCUAUUGUUUUCUCUUUUGGUUUUCUAACCUUUUCUUUUCUUUCACUGUCAUUUUCUCUUCUUAUUAUUUCUCAUUCCACACUUUAUUCUUUUUCUUCUUCCCUCUUUUUUUUUAUCCCUUUCUUUUUAUUCUUCUUACCCCACAUUAAUCCUCUUUCUUCUUGUCCUUCUUAUCACCUUUUGCCCUUCUUAACCUUCUGCCUCUCCUUUCAUCUUUUUCACAAUUUUUCUUACUUUAUUUUCUCUUCUUUAUUGCUCUCUAUUCUCCUUUUCAUUUGUGACUUUUUCUUUUACAUUUUACUUUCCUCUUUCUCUCUCUCUCUUCCCCCAUCUCUCUCUCUCUCACACACACACACACACACACACAUAUGCACAAAUACUCUUUUUCUUUCCCUUUCUUUACAUGAUUCAUUUUUCUCUUCCAAGUUCCCUAUUUUUUUUCUCUACACUUUUCCUUACUUCUUUUUUCUUUUCUUUGGUAAUCAUUUAAUUUGUUCUUCAUUAGACUAUCAUAUCUUUUAUUUUUUUUCUUUCUUUUACUUCAUUUUUAUUAAUAUUUUACUUUUUCCAUCCCAUUAUCAAUCUCUACCCUUUUUGCUGCUCCUUUUCAUUCUUUUGCUUUUCUCAUUCUUUUCAUUUUCCAUUCUUUUAGGGGUUUUUUGUUCUUUUUGGUUUUGUCAUUCUUUUCUUUCUCCAUCUUUUUCUCUUUUCAUUCUUUAUAUUUAUUCAAUUAUUUCUCUUAUCGUUCUCCAUUUUUACUUUCCUUUCUUCUUUCCUUUCUUUCUUUUUUAA